AUGUUCUUCAACGAUCCUGACAAUGUGGACAGAGAAGCUGUCGAACAAGAGGCCAAGCGUGUCGAGAAACCUCCAUUGAUCAGCAUGCUUCCGUGUUUGUCGACUUCAGCAUUUUCGCAAGCCUUGAUACCAGAGUAUCUGGAAAGGUUAAAUAGCAUAGACAAAGCAAUUUCGAAAAAUUAUCACGUCUUGAAACAGAUUCUAGCCGAUGGUAGAAUUUUUGCUGGAGAAGAAAAGGAUGAGCCCAAUUCUAAUUUGAACAACAACGAUGAUCAUAACAAGGGGUCAAGAAUUUCCCAGGUUACCGAAUUUGAUAUGGAUAAGUUGAGAAGCACAAUUAAACAAUUUUUAAGGGAAUGGUCGUCAGAGGGCAAACCAGAAAGGGAUGCUACCUAUAAACCACUCCUUGAAGCAUUAAUCGAUCACUAUAAAGAUGUUCCUAUUGAGAAAAGUAUUAAUUUCAAGACCACCAAAUUAUUGAUACACAGGCCAUCUAUAAAGGUGUUGGUUCCCGGAGCCGGUUUGGGCCGGGUCGAAAGAAUCCACCAAUACGAGAUUUACCCUUUCAUUCAUUCCUUUUCAAACAUCGUUUCGUCCGAUGAUCAACUACGGCCUGUGUACAUUCCGGAUGCAUUGCCAAGCACUGUUCCCGCGGAUUCUAAUUUCUCGAUGGUCGCCGGAGAUUUCGUGGAGGUAUAUGGGGAGGAUCAACACAUUGGUAUUAAUUGA
Messenger RNA from Acaulospora colombiana, 729 nucleotides. The record is from the annotation of a GenBank genome assembly. NCBI's taxonomy places the organism in Eukaryota, Fungi, Glomeromycota, Glomeromycetes, Diversisporales, Acaulosporaceae.